Pteronotus mesoamericanus is the source of this 1029-nucleotide messenger RNA. RefSeq names its product doublecortin domain containing 2B (gene DCDC2B). Gene Ontology annotation, biological process: intracellular signal transduction. NCBI's taxonomy places the organism in Eukaryota, Metazoa, Chordata, Mammalia, Chiroptera, Mormoopidae. The record is from RefSeq and is a predicted model, not a curated record. The transcript has 9 exons. Gene Ontology annotation, cellular component: microtubule organizing center; microtubule. The coding region runs from base 1 to 1029 and encodes 342 amino acids.
AUGGCAGCCAAGAGGGUAGUGGUAUACCGGAAUGGGGACCCUUUCUGCCCAGGUCGCCAAAUGGUGGUCUCUCAGCGCCGCUUCCCCACCAUGGAGAUCUUCCUCAGUGAGGUAACGUCAGUUGUGCAGGCCUCAUUGGCUGUGCGUGCCCUCUACACGCCUUCUCAUGGCCACCCUGUCACUGACAUGGCCAACCUGCAGAACGGAGGACAGUAUGUGGCUGCUGGCUUCGAAAGAUUCUGCAAGCUCCACUAUUUACCCCCUGGAGGGAAGGCUCGAGGUCGGAAAAGCAGCAGACUACCAGGCCGACCUGUCACUCAGCACCCAGGCGAUGGGGGCCUUGGACGGAGGCUACCUGCAGGGUCCCCCUGCUAUAUCCAUGUGUUCAGGAAUGGGGACCUAUUAAGUCCCCCAUUUGACCUGAAGCUGACCCAGGCUGCCAGCGAGGACUGGGAAACAGUGUUGAAGCUCCUGACCGAGAAGGCCAAAUUGCAGAGUGGGGCUGUGUGCAAGCUCUGCACCCCGGAGGGGCUCCCAGUGUCAGCAAGGGAGGCUCUGGUGAGCGGCCAGUACUAUGUGGCUGUUGGGGCAGAGGAGUUCAAGGCCCUCCCCUAUCUGGAGCUGCUGGCGCCUAGUCCCUCACUGCCCAGGGGCUGCUGGCACGCCCGAGACCCAAAGCCUAGGCACCACAGGCAGGAGGCCCAUGGCUCUAGGGCACAGGCAACCCAGCCCUCUCCAAAGGAACUAAGCCAAAUUGAGCCAUCUGCUUUCUAUGCCAAACCCCAGCAGGCUACUCAGCUAAGAAGCGUGGUCCCCUCUUUCUCAUUUCCAUCAGGAGUCAAGGGAGUGUACGGGGCUCCCCGCCCAAGAAAGGAGACAGAGGGGGCCCAGGAAGUAGCAGAUGAUGAAGACACCCAGACAGAGGAACCCUUGGAUCAGAGGGCAGCACAGAUAGUGGAAGAGGCCCUGGAAAACCAGCCUGGGGCUGGGGCAGCUCUCUCAACCUCCACACCUGCUCUGCCAUCUUGA